Molecule: messenger RNA, 943 nt
Organism: Carassius auratus (goldfish)
Lineage: Eukaryota; Metazoa; Chordata; Actinopteri; Cypriniformes; Cyprinidae
Product: natural killer cell receptor 2B4-like
Exons: 3
Coding region: 263-943 (226 amino acids)
Source: RefSeq, a predicted model, not a curated record
UUAAUCACUCAAGAAUUUUACAACUUGAGGAAAAAUAAGCUUAAAAGCUUUAGUAACAUAUGGAGGCUAUUGGUACUUGAAUUAUGUUUAAACAACCAAGAUGCUAAAAACGAAUGUGUUCUGGACUCUAAAAAGAAAUGAAGGCUCUGACUGAUACUUACUCAUAACAAUACAAUGAGCAGUGAGCGGUGAUUGGCUGAAUAUUUACCAGAUACUCUUGUUUGUGAACUGAAACUUCAGUAACACAAGUUGCACUUUGAAGAUGCACACGCACAAGUGCUGUUUAAUCUUGCUCUUCAUUUGUGUGGAAGGUGUGUUUGGUGCUGCUCCAGAUGUAAUGAAGUCGGUGACUGAGGGAGAUUCUGUCACUCUAAACACUGAUGUUACUGAACUACAGAGAGAUGAUCAGAUACUGUGGAUGUUUGGACCUAAAGAGACUCGUAUAGCUGAAAUCUAUAAGCUUGUGAUUGAUAUGUUUAACAGUCAUGAGAUAUUUGGAGACAGACUGAAGCUGGACAAUCAGACUGGAUCUCUGACCAUCAGAAACACCAGAAGCACAGACUCUGGGCUUUAUAAACGACAGAUCCGCAGCAACAGAGGGAACUCAGACAAGAUAUUCAGUGUUACUGUCUAUGCUCAUCUUCCUGUUCCUGUCAUCAACACUGCAAACUGUGCAUCAUCUGAAAGAUCCUCAGUGCCCAGAUGUUCAUUGGUGUGUUCAGCUGUGAAUGUGGGUCAUGUGACUCUCUCCUGGUACAAAGGAAACAGUUUAUUGUCCAGCAUCAGUGUGUCUGAUCUCAGCAUCAGUCUCUCUCUACCUCUGGAGGUGGAAUAUCAGGAUAAAAACAGCUACAGCUGUGUGCUCAACAAUCCCAUCAGCAACCAGACUCAACAUCUCGACAUCACUCAGCUCUGUAAAUGUCCAGGUAGCCUACUUCAGUGA